UGAGCCGAAGACAAACAUGGAUAAGCUUCUGUCAAUCUUGGAAAACGGCUCCUUACACUUCACUUACACAACAGUCGCUGCAGCUGUAAUUUUAACUUUGAUCAUCUCCAGGUUUUUCUCACGAAGGAGGUCGGUCGACUUAGACCAGAAAUAUGUUCUAAUUACUGGCUGCGACUCUGGCUUCGGUCGUGAAACAGCCAUUCGACUGGACAAGAUGGGAGCGUGUGUGUUGGCGACUUGCCUGACUGAGGAAGGAGAGCAGAGUCUAAAGUCCGCGACCAGUGACAAACUAAAAACAUUCCAGUUGGAUGUGACAAGUUCAGAGCAGAUCAAAGAUCUUUACGAAGAGAUUCAGAGACUCCUGCCCUCCGACCAAGGUAUAUGGGGAUUGGUAAACAACGCUGGGAUCGCCAUUACUGGACCAAUAGAAUGGAUGCCUUUACAAAAAUCAAAACGCAUUGCUAAUGUUAAUUUGUGGGGAUUGAUUGACGUGACUAAAACCUUUCUGCCGCUUGUCAAGAAGACCCGGGGCCGAGUGGUGAACAUGUCAAGUAUGUUGGGUCGUGUAGCGUUGCCUAAUGUUUCCAGCUACUGUAUAACAAAGUAUGGAGUGCAGGCAUUCUCCGAUGCCUUGAGGCGAGAAAUGAGCCCGUGGGGAAUACUGGUCAGUAUCAUAGAACCCGGUUUGUUCAAGACAGCCUUGGCGCACAUCGAGCGCAACACUCAAGCGGCGCAGGAAUUGUGGGACGACCUCAGUCCUGAGUUAAAGGAGGAAUAUGGGGAGAGAAAACUCACUCAACUCAAAAAGGGAAUUAGUAAAUUUUCCGAGAAUGCCAGCCCUGAUACAUACAAAGUUGUGGACGCUGUGAUCGAUGCUUUGACUUCUCAGCGACCUAAUACUCGUUACGCUGUGGGUCUGGAUGCAAAAGUAUCAAUCUUUAUUUCCUUCAUGCCCACUUUCAUUGGUGACAGCUUUUUCCGAGGACGUCGGUGAUAUGCCUUGGUUACCACGGAGCAUCUGCUUUUAUGAGAUCUCAGUAAGAUGCGUUUUAAAUAUCUGCCGUCUCCUAUCAAAAUCAUGACUUUUGCGUACAUGGUCUUACACAGCAGCACUAAUCGUGUUCACCUGUAUCACUGCAUAUUCCAACACAGCGGUCAAACGUCUGCGCAUGUGCUAACAUUGUAAAGACUAGGUGGCACUUAGGGGAGCUUUCAGGCUAUCAGAACCGAGUUUUCUCACACGAACUACAAACAAGCCAGUAAGUCACAGUGUUUUAGAAGUGUAUAACUCUUUUGGUAAAGCCCAAAACAGAAUGUCAAAUCGACAGGACACCCGUAAUCAAUAACCUUUGUGUUCGAGGUCUCGAGUUUCCCUCCCUGUCGCUUAUUAUGCGAGACAGUGGUUGUUUCUUAUAUUUUCCUUUGAAAUUUUGCGCGAAAAAGUGGCGCGCGGUUGGCCAAAAUUGAUCCCCUCACGCACACCCUACGUUUGACUGCUGCGGUGUAAGGAAUGUUGGGUAACCCAUAGGAUACCAAUUUCAAAAUACCCACUCACUUUGUUUCUAUAGCAACACAACAUAUUUACCAACAUAGUAACAAGCAAAGGACUCUUCCAAUAAUGUGAUAUUCGUUAUAUUCUUCAAUUAAAGAUGGUCAUGUUAUCAAUACCAACAUGCUAAACUGUAACUUAGGUAAUGACUAUAGGUCCGCAAUAAAAAG
Pocillopora verrucosa is the source of this 1719-nucleotide messenger RNA. Its product is annotated as retinol dehydrogenase 7. Lineage: Eukaryota; Metazoa; Cnidaria; Anthozoa; Scleractinia; Pocilloporidae. Gene Ontology annotation, cellular component: intracellular membrane-bounded organelle. Gene Ontology annotation, biological process: steroid metabolic process. The record is from RefSeq and is a predicted model, not a curated record. Gene Ontology annotation, molecular function: oxidoreductase activity.